Heteronotia binoei (common prickly gecko) is the source of this 1480-nucleotide messenger RNA. It is a transcript of the gene RABEPK, whose product is annotated as Rab9 effector protein with kelch motifs. The transcript has 7 exons. Bases 109 to 1215 code for a protein of 368 amino acids. Gene Ontology annotation, molecular function: protein binding. The record is from RefSeq and is a predicted model, not a curated record. Lineage: Eukaryota; Metazoa; Chordata; Lepidosauria; Squamata; Gekkonidae.
GCGUUGCUCUUCUAAGGGCGGGGCCAUGCAUAUCCUAGCAACCGCCCGGGAGAAGGCGGGGACCUAAUUUCUACCACGCCUCUUGGUCCUCUUCCUUGGCCUGAAUCAAUGGGGCCGGACUCCGAAUCGCGGGCGUUGCUGCGGGAGCUGAAGCCUGGAGACGUGCCAGAAGGCGCGACCUGGUACACCUUUGCCCCACUUGGGGAGAGCCCCUGUGCUCGAGUGGGCCACAAUUGCUUGUACUUGCCUCCAUUGGACUCAGGCAGUAGUAAAAGCAAAGCUGUCAUUGUAGGGGGAGCAAACCCAAAUGGCAGUUUCUCUGAUGUGUAUUUCAUCGAUCUUGAUGCACACAGUUGGACCUCGCCUCAUUGGGAUGGCCUCUUGCCCCGAUAUGAGCAUUCAGCCUUUAUUCCUGUAAGCCAGCCCACAAAACUCUGGGUGUUUGGAGGGGCCAAUGAAUCAGGGAACAGGAAUUGCUUGCAAGUUUUGGACCUACAAAGUGGAACUUGGGAGAGUCCUGAAGUAACUGGCACUCCACCAUCCCCAAGGACAUACCACACAUCCUCUGCAGCAAUUGGGGACCGGUUGUACGUAUUUGGUGGAGGUGAUAAAGGGGCAUAUCCUGUCCAAGACCAGCAACUUCAUGUAUUUGACGCAGCCACGUUGACAUGGCAGCAGGCAGAGGUACAAGGGAGUCCUCCUGCCCCUCGGCAUGGCCACGCAGUUGUGGCACUUGGAACCAGGCUCUUCAUUCAUGGUGGUUUGGCUGGUGAUACUUUUUACAGUGAUCUGUACUGCAUUGAUACAAGAGAUAUGAAAUGGGAGAUGUUGAUGCCCACCGGAUCUGUCCCAGGAGAGCGGGCAGCUCAUUCAGCAGCUGUUUUUCAGGGUCAUUUGUACAUUUUUGGUGGAAUGGAUCCAACAGGUGCACUGGACUCAAUGUACAAGUAUCACAUAGAAAAAGGUCACUGGACACGUCUAAAGUUCAAGAGUCCUUUGCCCCUGGGGCGCCUGGACCAUUCCAUGUGCAUCAUUCCCUGGGAAGCUCCUUCCAAGGACAAAGAUUGUGGAGCAGCAGCUGGAGAAGAGAUCACUGGCCAGAAAGAAGCCACUGGGAAGGAAAACUGCUCCAAGAAGCACCUGUGUCUUGUAUUUGGGGGAAUGGAUAUGAGGGGGGAGCUCUACAAGGACUGUGUUGUAAGUUUGCUUCAGUAAGAAAAACCAGAUGGUGCGGAAAACAGCACAGCUCUUAGCAAAAGCAAAGGUUGGCCCCUUAACCCCUGGGGAGCCUUUUCACUGACAAUCCAAAACCCAAAAUCUUAUGGCAAACUACUGUGAAUAUGUGCAUUCUUGUAUGUUUCUUGAGGUUCAGGUUUCCAGUUCUUGAAAUGGUUGGGAAAGAACUUAUGCAAAUGAGCUGGUUUAUUUUACUGUAUCUGGUAAUUUAAAUGUGUAUAAAUAGAUAAUGUUCAGAUCUGUA